This is a messenger RNA of Echinococcus granulosus, 1872 nucleotides long. Its product is annotated as tRNA (guanine-N(7)-)-methyltransferase. Lineage: Eukaryota; Metazoa; Platyhelminthes; Cestoda; Cyclophyllidea; Taeniidae. The transcript is spliced from 7 exons. Gene Ontology annotation, biological process: vesicle-mediated transport; tRNA methylation; RNA (guanine-N7)-methylation. The coding region runs from base 1 to 1872 and encodes 623 amino acids. Gene Ontology annotation, cellular component: tRNA methyltransferase complex; membrane. The record is from RefSeq and is a predicted model, not a curated record. Gene Ontology annotation, molecular function: tRNA (guanine(46)-N7)-methyltransferase activity.
AUGUGCAACUUGUUCUCACUCAAAGGGCUUGUCGGAAUUAUGGCGUCUGAUUACUGCAAUCGCUCGACAGAAUUAUUGCUCUGCGCCAAGCUACUUCACCAAAAGGUGAUGUCGGGCCGUGUCGCCCUCAGGCCCCGCAAAAGCCGGCCAGGUGCUGUGGCUGCCUUUUUCGCUCCAACCCUGCUUAAAACCCAACUCCUUCCACUUGUUCACCAGGCAUCGACCAGUCUAACUCUGGGCCAAGCAAAAAUGGACCAGUUGGUCAAUCUGACGGAACGCCUCUCAACUUCUUCCAUACCGGAUACCCUCUUGGUAGCCAGAAUUUCUACACUGGUGCAAAAGCUUCAACCCGAGGUGGUAGCCAUCAGCACUUUUUUGCAACGCGUGGCCAGCGUAUCGACCCAGGUACAGCGCGAGUUGGCGGGCCAUCCCCAGGUCUGUAAGCACGUAAAAGCGCUGGUGGCAUCGCAGGAGGCGCGUCUGGCUGAGCUAUCACGGCGGCUAAGGGACUUUAUGGAAGCUAAUAGGGCCAUCGUCUCCGAUCAGUGUGAAACUCCGACGGCGAUGCCUCCUCCUCCGAAGACGUUUCUUUCGUCGUCUUCCUCGGUUUUUCGUCUGUCGUCCACCACACGACCUUCAAUACAGGCGGCAUCUUUUGGGGAAAAGCUUAGAGACGACUCAAAUCCUCUUACCGCUGAUGCUCAGUAUCUUUUGCAACAGCAGCAGAUGGUUGUGCGUCAGCGCGAGGCGACGUCUGCAACGUCAGCAGCGGCAAUUCGGCACACGGAGGCUACCAUCGUGCAAUUGGGACAGAUCUAUGAGCAGUUUGCCUUUCUGGUGCGUGAGCAGGCUGAUGUGGUGAUGCGCAUUGAUGGCCAUGUCGAAGACGCCGCCGCCAACGUGGAUUUGGCCCACGGAAGUCUGGUGGAGUUUCUGCAACAUGUCUCCGAGCGCCGUGCAUUCAUACUCAAGUUCUUCACCGUCCUUCUCGCCAUCUUUUGUAUUGUUCGUGCCUUUCUUGGACUAGAAAGGACUAUCAAUAUGUCCACCGAGGAUUCAACACAGCUGGUGGCAAAUGAAAGCGGCGGCGGUGGUGAAUUUGUUAAGCUGCCUCAGAAGCGUCUAUAUCGCCAGAGAGCACACUGCAAUCCCUGGUCCGAUCACUGCCUUAGCUAUCCUGUGCGUCCCGAUCUCUGCCAUUGGGGUGAACUUUUCGACGGCAAAGCUGUUCCUUCGGUCAGUAUGGUUGACGUUGGAUGCGGCUACGGUGGCUUGCUCUUCAGUCUCUCCACGCUCUUUCCCAAUGCACGUAUUGUUGGGAUGGAAAUUCGUCUCAAGGUCUUUGACUACGUACAGUCCAAAAUCAAUGCAAUUCGUCAGAGCCACCCUGGGAGUUUUCUGAAUAUUGCGUGCAUUCGAACAAAUACCAUGAAGUAUCUGCCUAACUUCUUCAAAAAGGGUCAACUGGAGAAGAUGUUCUUCCUUUACCCCGAUCCACACUUCAAGCGUCACAAACACAAGUGGCGCAUCAUCAGCCUGGCCCUCCUCACCGUUUAUGCAUACGUGCUGCGCCCUGGCGGUCGUAUUUACACCAUGACGGACGUCCCCGAAUUGGCACAGUGGAUGGAGGAUAAGUUGAGUGUACACCCGCUUUUCCGUCAGUGCCACCAUCUCUGCCUCCCUGUCAGUGUUGAAACAUUGGAGUCACUGGAGUCCGCGAGCGUGGAAGAUGCCACUGUGGGUCUCCUGGCCAGUGGGGUGACUGAGGAGGGGCAGAAGGCCGCAAGGGAUGGUCGAGGAGCCACCAUCUCUGUAUUUGAAAGGAUUUCUAAUCCACCGAUGGCAGAGGAAAUGGGUAGCUUCCGUAUAUAG